AUGAGCAGUCCAGUGGCGUCGGCUUUCUCAAACUGGUAUGGAGAAGAAUGUUGCGAGUGGGAGGGCGUUGAAUGUGAUGCCACUCGUACUCGUAUUCACAGCAUCUGCUUUCACUGCUUGAGGGAAAAAAGCGAUGGCGAGGUUGAACCGUGGUACCCGAAUGCUACCUUGUUUGGUCAGUUUGAGGAGUUGCAGGAACUUGAACUGCCAGGGAAUCAUAUAGGAGGAUUCGUUUCAAUUCACGCAUUCAGAGAACUCAAGCAACUUCAAAAGUUGGAUCUGCAUGACAAUUCCAUACACAAUGGCUCAAAUCUCUGUUGGAGUAAUUCUCCUUCUCUUUAUUUCCUGGAUUUGUCUAGCAACAACUUACACGGCAAUAUUCCAGAUUGUCUUUGCCACAACCUGGUUCUGAAAGAAUUGAUCCUGUUUGAUAGCGAUCUCUUUGGAAGCAUAAAUUUGCGUUUGGGAAAGAUGGUUUCGCUCCAGCAUCUGGAUCUCUCUGACAAUCAUUUCAACGGCUCUUUUCAUUCUUUGCCGAUUAGCAACCUUACAAAUAUUGAGUCACUUGUUCUAUCAAGAAAUGAGUUCCACGGCAUCAUUUCACUCUGUAUUUUUGCCAAUCUGUCGAGGCUCAGUGAACUUGGUAUUUCCUUCAACCACAUGGUAGUCGAAUCAGAGAGAGACUCACCAAGUUACCGUCCAUAUUUCAGUCUAAAUACUCUGCGUUUAUGUGGUUGUAACCUCAAGAACAAUACCGAACUAUGGUUAAGAGGCAAUAACUUCACUGGUCCCUUCACCAAGAACAUAAGCUCAAGGCUUACUCUUGUUGACAUUUCUGACAUUUUCUUGCAUGGGAAAUUACCCAUAGACUUCAGCCUGAAAUUUUCACAGCUGGGUCAUUUAAAGCUUUCCAAAAAUAGCUUCAACGGAGUAAUGACUUAUCUAUCAAGAAAUGGUCUUUCUGGUGACAUUCCUGACUGUAUCGACAACAUUACUUCUUGGACGGAUAGUUCUUACGGUGGUUAUCUACAAACUGCCUCCUGGAAUGCAAUAGAUAUCACACCACACAUUUAUAGUGCACGCUAUGUUUCGUAUUCGAAGGGAAUAGAUGUAUCUUCGAAUAAACUAAGCGGUCAAAUUCCAAUCCAAAUGACACAAUUGACUGAGAUUCUUUGGCUAAACAUGUCGAACAACCUUCUCAUCGGUCAAAUACCUUCAUCGUUGGGAAACUUGAGAGGUGUAGAAAGCCUAGAUCUUUCACACAACCUUCUGAUCGGUCAAAUACCUUCAUCGAUGGGAAACUUGAGAGUUGUAGAAAGCCUAGAUCUUUCACACAACAAUCUCUCCGGUUGGGCAAAGCAUUUGAAACAGGUUCAGCUGCAAAGAUUCCUCAAAAUGCAGCAGAGAUUGAAAAAUUGGAACACACCGAGCCUUGAGUCUCAUAAAGUUUUGCUUCUUUGCAUCGAUUGCCAAGGCUGCUUAGAAGUGGAAAGAGCAGCUCUUCUACAAAUCAAAGAUUCAAUGAGCAGUCCAGUGGCGUCAGCUUUCUCAAACUGGUAUGGAGAAGAAUGUUGCGAGUGGGAGGGCGUUGAAUGUGAUGCCACUCGUACUCGUAUUCAUAGCAUCUUCUUUCACUACUGGAGGGGACAAAGAGACAACGAGGUUGAACUCUGGUACCCAAACGCAACCUUGUUUGCUCAGUUUGAGGAGUUGCAGGAACUUGAACUGCCAGGGAAUCAUAUAGGAGGAUUCGUUUCGGUUCAUGCAUUCAGAACACUGAAGUGCCUUCAAAAGUUGGAUCUGCGUGAUAAUUCCAUACGCAACGGCUCUAGUCUCUGUUGGGGGAAAUCUCCUUCUCUUUAUUACUUGGAUGUGUCUGAUAACAAGCUAGAAGGCAAUAUUCCAGAUUGUCUGCCUGACAACUUGUUUCUGCUUCAGCAUCUGGAUCUCUCUUACAAUCAAUUCAAUGGCUCUUUUCCUUCUUUGCUAAUUAGCAAUCUGAAAAAUAUCGAGUCACUUUUUCUAUCAAGUAAUGAGUUUCAAGGCAGAUAUCGGCCUGAAUUUUCCACAGCUGCACCAUUUAGAUCUUUCCAACAACAGUUUCAAUGGCAAUCUGCCACUGUUCUUGGGGAACCAACUUCAGAUGCUGGACUUAUCGGACAAUCAGUUCCAAGGAGAAAUGCCCCAAGGUAUGACAAGCAAUAUGAGUUGUCUGAUAUAUUUGGGGUUAUCCGGAAACAACCUGACAGGAGCUUUCCAAAGUUAAAAGAACUACACCUCGGAGGGAACCGGUUCAAAGGGCGAAUACCAUUACAAAUUUGCCAAAUGAGGGAAUUGCAUAUUUUUAGAUCUAUCAAGAAAUGGUCUUUCUGGUGACAUUGACUGUGUUGACAAUGUUACUUCUUGGACGGAUCCUCUUUACGAUGGCUACCGUCCGUCUUAC
Messenger RNA from Hibiscus syriacus, 2443 nucleotides. RefSeq names its product receptor-like protein 15. Lineage: Eukaryota; Viridiplantae; Streptophyta; Magnoliopsida; Malvales; Malvaceae. Bases 1 to 2376 code for a protein of 791 amino acids. The transcript is spliced from 9 exons. Gene Ontology annotation, molecular function: protein binding. The record is from RefSeq and is a predicted model, not a curated record.